CCGCCCGUCUGCCCGGGCCCCCGGCCCCAGCGCCAGCCCGCCCCGGCCCGGCCCUCACAGCACAUGUGCUGUCACUCAGCCAGGCCACCGGCUUAUUUUAGCUCGCAGCUCAGGCGCUCGCUCGCACAGAGGGAGCCCCGGGCACUGUGGCCCCGAGCUGGCCAGCUCCCACUCCCGGACCCAGCGGCCCCUCUCCUGGCCCUCGGCCUGCUCCGGGCUCCCGGUGGGAUGGACGCAGCCCUCCUCUUCUCCCUCUGCCUCCUGGCCCAGGGUCUCAGCCUUUCCAUGGGGAUGACUGUGCUUCCUAGCCCCCUUUAUCUCUGGCGACAUCCAACGGGGCUGAAUCGAGUUCGGAGAGCCUGGGUCAUCCCGCCCAUCAGCGUGUCAGAGAACCACAAGAAGAUUCCCUACACCCUGGUGCAGAUCAAGUCGGAUAAACAACAACUGGGCAGCGUCAUCUACAGCAUCAAGGGCCCGGGGGUGGAUGAAGAGCCUUUCGGAAUCUUCUCCAUCGAUAAGUUCUCGGGCAAGGUGUUCCUCAAUGCCAUGCUGGACCGAGAGAAGACAGACCACUUCAGGCUAAAGGCCUUCGCCCUGGAUCUGGGAGGGUCCACGCUAGAGGACCCGACUGACCUGGAGAUUGUGGUGGUGGAUCAGAAUGACAACCGGCCCGUCUUCCAGCAGGAGAUAUUCAUCGGUCAUGUCCUAGAGGGGGCCAUCCCAGGCACCUAUGUAACAAAGGCCGAAGCAACGGAUGCUGAUGACCCAGACACAGACAAUGCAGCACUGAGGUACUCGAUUCUGGACCAGGGCAAGACAGAGCAUUUCAGCAUCGAUGAGCAUACAGGGGAGAUCCGAACCGUACAAGUCGGGCUGGAUAGAGAGGUGGUCGGAGUAUACAACCUGACACUGCAGGUGGCUGAUAUGUCUGGGGACGGCCUCACCAACACCGCCACAGCCAUCAUCUACGUGGAUGACAUCAAUGACAAUGCCCCAGAGUUCACCAAGGAGGAGUUCUCCAUGAGAGCCGACGAGGCCGUCGGUGGCCUAGACGUGGGGAGGCUCGAAGUUCAGGACAAGGACCUACCCGGCUCUCCCAACUGGGUGGCCAAGUUCACCAUUCUGGAGGGAGACCCCACUGGGCAGUUUGCUAUUCGUACAGACCCCAAGACCAACGACGGCAUCCUGUCCGUGGUGAAGCCCUUAGACCACGAGAGCAGAGAGCAGUACCAGCUUCGGGUGUCCGUGCAGAAUGAGGCCCCCCUGCAAGGGACUGCCCCCAAGGCUGCCCGAGGCCUCGCCACAGUGACCGUGGAGGUGCAGGAUGUGAACGAGCCUCCCGUCUUCCACACCAACCCUCUUCGAGCCAGUGUGGCCGAGGGGGCUCCUCCUGGGACUGACGUCACCACCUUCUUUGCCCGGGACCCAGACACCCAGCGACAUCAGAGUAUCAGGUACUUCAAAGACUAUGAUCCCGAGGACUGGCUCCGAGUGGACCGUGCCACUGGCCGGAUCCAGACCAAGCGUGCGAUCAACCCAGCCUCACCCUUCCUCAAAGAUGGCUGGUACCGUGCCAUCAUCCUGGCCAGUGAUGACGCCUCCCCGGCUCGCACGGCCACCGGCACCCUCUCCAUAGAGAUUCUGGAGGUCAACGACCACGCGCCUCUCCUGGCUUCACCAACCGGUACCCUGUGCAGUGACCCGGGCCAGGGGUCUGGCCUCAUCCUCAGUGCUACAGAUGAGGACUUACCUCCACACGGGGCUCCCUUCCACUUCCAACUGAGUCCCAGCUCCCCUGAACUGGCAAGAAACUGGAGCAUCAGCCAGCUCAAUGUGACUCAUGCCCGGUUACGCCUGCGGACGGAGGCCCAGGAGGGUCUGUACAGCCUGGCCCUCCUGCUCCAGGACUCGGGGCAGCCCCCCCAGCAGCUCGAGCAGCUGCUCAAUGUAACUGUGUGUCGCUGUGGGGAGGCCGGGGUCUGCACUCCGGGGGCAGCCGCCCUUCUGGCCGGGGGAGCCGGCAUCGGCCUGAUGGCCCUCGUCAUUGUCCUGGCCAGUGUCAUCCUUCUUCUCUUGCUCAUAUUGCUGGUGGCCAUCUUGGAGCGCUCUCGCCAGCGAGUCCGGGAGAAGGGGUUGUUGGACGGGCUGCAGGAUGAUGUCCGGGACAAUAUCCUCAACUAUGAUGAGCAGGGAGGUGGAGAAGAGGACCAGGAUGCCUAUGACAUAAACCAGCUUCGUCAUCCUACAGAGCUGAUGCCUCAGACCUCCUUUCGGGGAAGACAGCCUCUGAGAAAGGACACGCCCUAUCACCGGGUCCCUCCCCAGCCCUCCCGGGCCCUGCCCACAAGCCCCUCAGACAUUGCUGACUUCAUCAGUGAUGGUCUAGAAGCCGCUGACAACGACCCCAGCGUCCCGCCCUAUGACACGGCGCUCAUCUACGACUAUGAGGGAGAAGGCUCUCUGGCAGGAACGCUCAGCUCUAUCCUGUCGAGCCUGGGAGAUGAGGACCAGGAAUAUGACUACCUCAGGGACUGGGGUCCCAGAUUCACUCGGCUGGCGGACAUGUACGGGCACUGAGGGGCUGGGAGGACUUGGGGGAUGGAGCAGGGGAGAGAAAGCUGAAAGAUUCCCUCCCCGAGGGGAAGGGGAGCAGGGGAGGAGAGGAGGGAGAGGAGGGCCGGAGGGGGGGUGGAGAGGCUCAGCGUGGUACCCCUUGCUGGGGGCGCAGACAUUCCUGAGUUUGAGAGGCCCUCUCUUCCAUCCAUCCCAGGGCGCUUCCUGAAAGCCAGGGCAGCCUUAUCCUUUACCCUGAGCUCUACCCACUGCUCCCUCCCUCUUUGGACCCAGGUGGGGUGCUCUAGAUGGGGCCAAGAGCACUAAGGAAAAGCAAGCUGUGGGUCACCCUGUGGUCUCCUCAGAGCCCGCCAGAGGCCCAACUCUCCAGGGGAAACUCCUUUGCCUCCCAUAGCCUCAUCCUGAGGCUUCAAAGAAUUCCCUCAGGGCUACAGGGAGGGAGCAGGGCUCCUUUAAGAGAAAGUCAGGGUUCAUUCAAGGUUCCAGCCAUACCCAAUCAUUGGAUUGGACUUGCCUUAUUCUUAGAAGGUCGGGGUGCUGUAUGGUACCCCAAGCUCUCCUGAAGAAGCAAAAUCUCCAUGGUGCUAUUAGGUUAAACCUUCUAGGAGCAAUAUAAGAGGUAUCCAAAAGCCAAGAUAAAUGAUGGAAAUCAGAGACAUUCUCUUGGAUGGGGAAGUGCUGAACUGAGCCAAGCCAGACUGGGCCUCGGAGGGGCAUCCCACCUGGCUGCCCAGACAUGAGAAGGUUGGGCCAUCCCCUCCUCCCAACCCUUCCCCUGCUCCCAGGCAUGUCUAGGACCUUUCUGUGAAAUUCCUCCUCCCAUCCUCCCCCAGUGUUUGCCCCACCGUGUUGCAAAGUGUUUUGUAUAAGAGGAAUUAGCUGCAUGAUGCAGUUUGAAUUAAAAAAAAAAAAGCAGCCUUAGAGACAUUUCUACAUAAGACUUAGGAUCUCCUAGAACAAGGUCGCACCAAAGACCAAGUGCAUGCUCACUGACCUCCCCCUGAAACACCACUGGAAUGAGAGGAGGAAGAAAUGGGGUCCUGGAAGGCCUAGCGAGAAAGCCAGAAAAGAGGAUGCAGAGGGCACUUCCCCAGGGGAAGAAUGGAGAAGACAGUGGUUCUCAUGGCACUUUUAAGCAAGGAGGGGAGAGAGAAGCCAGGGCCACCUCGAACCCAGUCAGACAGCAGGACAUUCUGCCCCAGAAAGAAAGCCUAUUACUUGGGGCUGAGGGUUUCCAAGGCAAUCCCCAGAGUGACAAGAGGGCGGCCAAGACAGCAUUUGUCUGCCUCUGAUUGAGAAAAGGCUUAGUUUGUCCAGAAUCUGGGUUCCAGGUAAUCUGGGCAUCUCUGUCCUACCCUAGGGAGCUCAGAGCCCUCCAGGGGACAGCGACUGGCCUUCAGAGGCCUCCUUUACCCCUCAACCCCAUCCAGAAAACAGGUGAGCUGGUGAGGAGGAGAGCAGGCAG
Molecule: messenger RNA, 4039 nt
Organism: Dromiciops gliroides (monito del monte)
Lineage: Eukaryota; Metazoa; Chordata; Mammalia; Microbiotheria; Microbiotheriidae
Gene: CDH15
Product: cadherin 15
Exons: 14
Coding region: 64-2577 (837 amino acids)
Biological process (GO): cell morphogenesis; multicellular organism development; cell-cell junction assembly
Cellular component (GO): adherens junction; plasma membrane; catenin complex
Molecular function (GO): cadherin binding; calcium ion binding
Source: RefSeq, a predicted model, not a curated record